Molecule: messenger RNA, 258 nt
Organism: Arctia plantaginis
Lineage: Eukaryota; Metazoa; Arthropoda; Insecta; Lepidoptera; Erebidae
Source: the annotation of a GenBank genome assembly
AUGGCACAAAACACUCACAGGGCCGUAUAUUCCGAGCGCUCGGCGCGAACUAAGCACGUGUUGGUGCAGGGCCUGCAUGAGAAACGGAACCCUAAAGGAGGAAUAUUUAGAGGAAGUAGUGCGCAGCAGACAGCUCUAAUUAAAAUGCUGAAGACUUCUUCAGUCCAUUUUGAUUCAACCAUCAACGCGUGUAGUAUUAUUCUUGCUGCUCCUGAACGAGCUCUGACAUUUAAAAAGUCUUUUCAGCAAAAGGUAUGA